Messenger RNA from Thlaspi arvense, 893 nucleotides. Lineage: Eukaryota; Viridiplantae; Streptophyta; Magnoliopsida; Brassicales; Brassicaceae. The record is from the annotation of a GenBank genome assembly.
GUUGAUUACCAAAUAGUUUAUUUCAUGAGCUCAUGUGUUUGUGUGUCUUCUCUUCAUGAGUAUAUUUUUGUUGGUCUUUUUUUCUUCUGUUCCAUAAACAAAAAUAGAAAACUAAAUUGUGAUUGAACGAUCGAUGGUGAAGUUGACAAAGAGAAUAGGAGGGCUUGUGCUGCGAUUAGCCGCGUUUGCGGCGGCUCUUGCCGCUUUGAUCGUUAUGGUCACUAGCCGAGAGAGAGCUUCCUUCUUCGCCAUUUCUCUUGAAGCUAAGUACACCGACAUGGCUGCGUUUAAGUAUUUUGUGAUCGCAAACGCCGUCGUGAGUGUUUAUAGCUUUCUAGUUUUGUUUCUUCCAAAGGAGAGUUUGCUGUGGAAGUUCGUUGUCGUCUUGGAUUUGGUUAUGACAAUGCUGCUGACGUCAAGUUUAUCGGCGGCAUUAGCGGUGGCGCAAGUGGGAAAGAAAGGAAACGCAAACGCAGGUUGGCUUCCGAUUUGUGGCCAAGUUCCAAAGUUCUGCGAUCAGAUAACCGGAGCUCUAAUCGCCGGUUUCGUAGCACUCGUCCUCUACGUCUUCUUACUCUUAUACUCUCUCCACUACGUCCUUGAUCCUUUUCUUCUCCAGAAAUCUUGAAUCUAACCUUUUUUUUUGUUUAUUUUCUUUUCAAUAUCAGUUAAUACAAGUAUCUCGUAUAUAGACACACAAACACAAACAUAGCUCAAUAUCGAUCUAAGAGGUAGUUUGUGUAUUGUGUUUAUAUGUUUUCUUUUCAUAUUUCAUAGUAUUAUUUAAAACCUCUUUUCAUAUGGAUUAUACAUGAAAACAGAUAAGUAAUUAACCGGCCUGUGUUGAAUGAGAACAUUCCUAGUAACAAAAAGGGAUAAGACAAAUAUUGUUC